Molecule: messenger RNA, 540 nt
Organism: Thamnophis sirtalis
Lineage: Eukaryota; Metazoa; Chordata; Lepidosauria; Squamata; Natricidae
Source: RefSeq, a predicted model, not a curated record
CGUUUGACUGUGUGAUGUAGUCUACUCUGGGGAAACUUGGGUGUAUGCCUGAUUCUUCUCCUUGUAUCUUAAAAUGGAACUCAUUUCUACUUUUAUGUUUUCUUCCUAUAACUUUCCCUACAGUGGCGAAAGAAAGCAGUAAUUGCCCAACAAAGGUCCCUUCUCUCUGCCUGUCUUCAAGCAGAAGGUGAUUCAGUCAAUAUGUGAUAAAAUUCUGUCACAGACACCCAUGUUGGAAAAGACACUGCCUGAAUUAUCCCAGAGCACCAUAAUGACGGAGGAAGCUUGCAGGACACGAAGCCAGAAGCGAGCACUUGAACGGGAAGUCACCCAAAACGACGUGGACUGUAAAAAAAUGAAAAUGGACAAAGGGCUUUUGGGGGGCCCCGAGGGCAACUCCGAAGGGGGGGACCUUAAGCUAAAGACUGACUCUGGAUCUAGUAAAGUCCAAGGAUUAUUAAAAGGAGGGGAGAUGAAAGCAACCAUCAGAGUGGAAGUUCAGACGGGAGAUGAGCCGGUGGAUAUGAGCACCUCAAAAAG